AUGAUUGACCCCAACGAGCGAUUCUAUUCACCCUAUGCCAUUGAUGAUUUCGUCACUAUUAGAUGCACCGUCAUAGAUUGCGACACUCGUCGAUGGCUGCAGGUCGUCGGGCCCAGCAAGACACUACGUGCAGAUGACGACGAAAUGCUCACCAGCAUAAUAAGCCGAUACGUCGACCAGCUUGGCCCAGACGACCACACCAUGGUCAUCGACAAGAAUGGAGAGCUGGAAAGAGUCACUAAUGAAGACGUCACCCUGGAAGUUCUGUAUCCCAAAUAUACUGGGCCGUUGGAUACGCAUCAAGUUGUACGCCGGUCAGAACUACGUGAAGUCGAGAGAGUUAAUUGUGUUAUGGAUUUGGUAGAGUACAAAUCCCCUGACGGCGAGACGAAGGGAGAGAUUGUCGUCUUCAAGUAUACCGUGAUCAUGCAGCGCGUCGAGUAUAUAUGGCGGGAGGCACACCUGCUCAGGGGGCUGAGAGGCAACGAUCUGUUCGUCCCUUUCCAUCGCACAGUUAUCGACGACGUGACUCAGAACAUCCUCGGAUUCACCACUCGAUAUAUCUCAGGCGGUACGCUUCAAGACUACCGCGGUAUCUUCUACUUUCACUGGCUGAAGCAAAUCACCGAUGCGAUUGACGAUUUGAAUCUACGUUAUGGUAUCCUGCACCUAGAUCUUGCGCCGAGAAACAUCGUAAUUGACCCCAGCACAAAGGGUCUGAAGUUAUUUAACUUCAAUAAGGUGGCAAAUGUUGGCGAACUGCGCACACAAAUUGUGGAACGAGAUGUCAGUCAGGUUGAGAAGAUGGAAGAAUGGAAGCUACAGAUUCCCCUGGAAGAUGGAAUAGAUAUCUUGGCCUAUAAGAAGUACCUGAGCGAAUGGGCAGCGAUCCGUCGCACCACAAAGACCAUCAAGCACUUCUCUGAGGCAACAGAGCCGAUUUCGUUGUCUGGGUAUAUUCCUCCUACGCCGGUUACGGUGCACGAUGAAGUCAAUGGAGACUAUCAGACAACCAUACGGCCAAGAAAGGAUGCAGAGAAGGCUGGAGACUAUGUUACCCGCUGGGAGAGACCGGCACAGCAUGAACUGAAAGCGUCUACUUGA
Molecule: messenger RNA, 1104 nt
Organism: Microsporum canis CBS 113480
Lineage: Eukaryota; Fungi; Ascomycota; Eurotiomycetes; Onygenales; Arthrodermataceae
Exons: 2
Coding region: 1-1104 (367 amino acids)
Biological process (GO): protein phosphorylation
Molecular function (GO): ATP binding; protein kinase activity
Source: RefSeq, a predicted model, not a curated record